CCUGUCUCGCCAUGUUUGAGAGUUUGCAACGAAACGGCGGCGGCCCAUUGCCCGUUUCACGCAGCAGUCAUGCCGGGCACGGUCGCGGAAUCCCCGCGAUCGUUUGUGAUGAGUACGUUGCCAACCAUGGCAUUGCGCAAGAUGCAUGCACUGCGUGAGCUCAAGAAGCUUCCCGUGACAUUCGAGCCGUCCUGCACGCCGCUCCAUGCUGUCGUGUUGCGUGGCCAAGUGGACCGCGUCGUCCGGUAUCUCGCGGCGACACCGGCCCUCGUCCACGCAAUCGACAAGGACGGCAACACGCCACUGCAUCAUGCUUGUGUCACGGGCCACCACGUGAUAGCACGGCGACUGAUCGAUGGCGGAGCUCACGUAAACGCCCGCAACAAGUCGGGGAGCACGCCGCUGCACAAAGCUGCCCUUGGUGGCCACAUGGAUUGCGUCGCCCUCUUGAUCGAGUCGCAUGCCAACGUGUUGCUGACGAACGAGAAGGGACAGUUUGCGGCCGACUUGGCGGGGUGGCGCAUGCACACACAAGUCACUCGAUUCCUUCGUGACCACGACCAGACAGCGAUCCUUUGCAUCCUUCCAGACGAAAACGGCAACACACGGCUGCAUUAUGCAUGCGCGUGCAACAAACUCAAUGCUGUCGUCGCGAUUGCGCGCGACACUGCCCCACCAGACAUCGACGUUCCCAACAAGGAUGGAUUCACCCCGCUUCACGUGGCAGCACAACGUGGUCAUUACGACGUGAUCGAAGCGUUGGUGGCGCGAGGAGCGAACCCAUGUGUCGUCACCGCGCGAGGCGAGUGCGCUGUGGACUUGGCGGGUAGCCAACAUCUUCGCGUGCGCAACAGCCUCUUGCGUCUGGAACGGACGUACUUGGCAAACUACGAUUGCCACGAGGUCCAUCGCCAAACAACGAAGACAAAUCACGCUUGGAAAAUGUAGAACGGAAGCACCGCUUUGCAUGUGGCAUGUACACUCGGCCGCCUUGCCCUCGUCAAGGACCUGCUGCAAUCCGACGCGGCCGAUGCCGAAAGCGUCGACCAGGUGAUAAGCCUCACAAACACCUCCAUCUGCUCCUUGACAGCAUGAUGAGGAAGCUUCAGGAUGGAAACACUCCGCUGCACGUGGCUGUGCAGCACCAUCGACAGGAUGUCGCGAUGUAUCUCCUGACCGUGCCAGCAUCCAUCGACGUCACUGUCAAGAAUAAGGCUGGCCAAAGUGCGGCCGAUGUAGCCUCAGACAUCACAGCAUUACGACCUCUCUUGCUACGCGCUGAAGCCACUGCAGUGGCGUCGGCCUGCGUCGAGAACUUCGUCGACGAAAUGCACCGCCAAGUACAGUCCCGUGACCGAGCCAGACAGGAUAAGGUCAACCUCGUCUUUGGUCGACCGUCCAAGGCAAAGUAAGCAUCGGCAGCAUGAUUCGGCAGCUUCAGUCAGCCGUGAAGUUCAACCACGAUGGAGAUUGUCGCCGCCGGCAGUCGUGGAACAUCGAGAGAAUAUGAAACACAUCCCAUUUGUGUCACACAUUCGACGCAUCAAAGGGGUGACUACAACGCCGAUAACCAUGCCAGGUUUGCAGUGCGCAGGAAGAGCGGUUGGGCACGUCGUUGCGCUGGUUCGCCGAGUUCUCGUGCUCGUAGUCACG
Molecule: messenger RNA, 1653 nt
Organism: Aphanomyces invadans
Lineage: Eukaryota; Oomycota; Saprolegniomycetes; Saprolegniales; Verrucalvaceae
Exons: 10
Coding region: 70-948 (292 amino acids)
Molecular function (GO): protein binding
Source: RefSeq, a predicted model, not a curated record